UUUAAAAAAAAUAAUCGAUUUAUAGAGUGAAGUGCAUAAAAUGCAAGCAGGGGGGCCGGAUAGCGUUGCGGUCUCGGAAGCCCCCAGUAGCGGGAGUGAGGAAUCCGAUUGCGAGCAGGGACCCGAGGCUGAUGCUGAUGCGGCGCUCACUGAGGAGUGGGCGAGAGAACUGCUGGUCGGUGCGGGCAUGGUCGCCCCGCAAGAGAUACGAGUAGAGUCUAGAGCAGGUGUUGCUGGUGCGCUUAGUAGAGUACUUGCCGUGACCGUUCGCUAUGAAAGCGCCGGGGAGCGUACAGCUUUGCCUCUCAUAGUCAAGCUACCGCCAAAGGACCCGUUUGGGAGACUAUUCGUUGCAGAAGCUCAAUUCGACACUCGAGAGAUUUUAUUCUACACUGAACUAGCGCCAGCAUUAAAUAGACUAGCAGAAGAAGCCUUAGGUCCAGGCGAAGGCCUACCAGUGCCACGGUGUGUGAAAGCUAGAUUACCAGAUGAAAUUGGUGGAGAUAGUGAGCUUGUUUUGGAAGAUGUUACCGCUGAGGGCUUUGAAUCUGCAGACUUUGCCGAGGGUUUAACUGUAGAUAGAGCUAGAGCCGCGCUGCAUGCUGCGGCGCGACUGCAUGCCCUCUCACUUGCUUUGCGAGACAGAGAAGGCCCACUGGAUCAAAGAUUUGACUUUCUGUUUCCGUGCGAGCGAGCCGCAGCUGGUUACCUACGUUUAGUCAGACGAGGUUUACCCCAACUUGAAGCAUUUCUCAGGGGACGCUCGGAUUGUAUCGAGGAAGCAGCGGCAGUAUCCGCGCUCAGUGCGCGAGCGCCUUCUCUUCUUGAAACGUUGCUCCGACCAGCUGAACCUGCACCUCUAGCUCAUGCAGACUUUUGGAGUGGUAAUCUCCUAUUUAGAGAAAGGGAUGGAGAAAGCGAAUGUAUUGCCCUCGAUUGGCAGAUGGUUUCUUUAGGAAGGCCGAUGGAUGACGUCGCCCUGUUACUUCUCUCAUCUCUAACGCCAGAAAUGAGGAGGGCAGCUGGUGAAUCUUUAAUAGAGGAUUAUGGUAAUCGUCUUGAAGCAGAAUGUGCAAGAUUAGGUGCCACGUCAUCAGGUACUAUAGUAAGACAGAGUUUGAAACUAGAUUGGCCUAGAGCAGCCCUUCGUGCUCUGUUACUGUGUGCGGGAAGUGUAGAUGUUGCGCUCGGGGAACCGAGAGCGGAAAGACGACUCCUUGAAGCCGUUCGAGAUUUAAACGCGCAAGGUAUUCUUGCCCUGAAAGCUGACUCAGAUGCGUGAGUUGGUACAUGUAUAACGACAAUGAGUGCCAAGGAAAUAUAAGUAUUCGAAGUUACAGUCACUGAUUAAGUCCAGUUUAAUAGCGUCUAGAAAUUUAUUUCGGUAUAAGCGCAAAAUAAUGUUUACGUAUUUGUAUGUUUUAAUUUAUGUAUAUUGUUUGUGUAGUGACAACGAUUGUUUUAACGGACGUUUCACAACCUGAAGGUGCGAAGCGAUGCCUAAACAAAGACUGAAUUUACUUAAUAAAAUCACGUCUAUGACAUACUAAAGUGUGGUAAUUAUUGUGACAAUUGCUCAUCGUAUCAAAUCAAAACGAACUUUAAUUUCGGUCUAUUGACUAUUAUUUAAAUUAAAAAUAAAUUAUUAUUGGUACUUA
Messenger RNA from Melitaea cinxia (Glanville fritillary), 1658 nucleotides. RefSeq lists its product as uncharacterized. The transcript has 3 exons. The record is from RefSeq and is a predicted model, not a curated record. The coding region runs from base 41 to 1282 and encodes 413 amino acids. Lineage: Eukaryota; Metazoa; Arthropoda; Insecta; Lepidoptera; Nymphalidae.